GUUACUCUAUUCAGAAACGUGGCAACAGCUUGAUUCAGUGUGAAAAAUGGCUGAUGCUUCUGCAAAUACUACCAUUUCAAAUUCUCUAGGCAAAAAAUUCUGGAAAAAGAUUUCUGACGAUCCAUCAUCUGGAGUAACAGUUGUUCAUGAAAAACUACAUCUUGUAAUUCCUCCAUAUUAUCUGGAUGAUCUGAGAAAAAGUGUGACUUCCGUCAUUGAUUGCCGACUUAUUCGCUACGCAGAAGAGCUUGGUGGUAUAUUGGCUGGUUAUGGAAACCUUGUCAUUGAACAUCCUAAAGCCGACCUUCUAUUUGACCAGAGUAACAUACAUGUUGAUGUUGUUGGUGAUUUCUACAUUUUCAAUCCCGAAGUUAAUAAGGAACUAACUGGAAUUGUGAACAGGAAAAGUUUCGACCAUAUUGGUUGUCUAGUCCAUGGUCUUUUCAACAUCGCUCUUCCGAAACCCCUUCAUGUGAAUUCAGAACAGUGGCCUGGAAAACUUGCCAAGCUUCAUGAUAACGUCAGAUUUAGAAUUGGCAAAGUAGAUCUGAAUAGUGUUGUUCCUUACAUUGAAGGAAGAAUUAUUGAGCUGAUACCUAAUGUUGAAUCGAAUUCUGAGCUAAGACAAAGGACUAGCAGUGAUAGUGGAGUCAGUAUUGCAAGCGAGGAGUCUAUGAAUAUUGCAACUACUCCAGAAGCCAGUAUGGACCGGAAGAAAUCUAAAUUGUCAUUAUCUCAGAAAAAGAAGACAUCAGUGACUGUUGCCAUUGAAAUUAAAAAUGAUGCCGUGGAGGAAGAUAAGAAGAGAAAGCGAAACCUUUCUGAAGGUUCAACCACACAAGAGACACCCAAAAACAAAAGAGCUAAACUAGCUAAUAAUAGAACUGGAGAACCUGCUAGUGAAGAUAUUGUUCCAGUGGAAGAUUUGGCAACUAACGUGUUUGCAAAGUUGGGUGGUUCACCUUCCCGCAAACAAAAGAAAAAUCAAGAUGCAAGCAUAUUGGUCACGGCUUCUAUUGCAGCCGAAAAGAAUCAAGAAUCUACAAUAGUCCUUGAGGAUGUUGGCCAACGCUCAAUCAGGGAGUUGUCACCUAAGAAAACAGCCUCUAAAAAAAGAAAGAUGGAAGAAGACGAUAGCGAAGUUGAGGAGCCCAUAAAGUCGCCCAAAAAAUCUAUUUCAAAACCAAAUGACGAUGUUGAAUCUGAUAUGGAAAGUAAUUCUGAUGAAGAUUUUAGAAGUUCACAGAAGAUCCCUUCAUCCCAAAAGAAGCAGAAACUUUCAAAGAAAUUGAAUUUUGAAUCUGAAAAAGAAGGCAGCUAUUCUGAUGAAGAACUUACAAGUUCGCUAAAAACACCUUUGUCAGAAAAGAAGCCGAAAUUUACAAAGAGACCCGAAGCUAUAUCUGAGAAAGUAAGCAGUUCUGAUGAUGAUUUUGUGAGUUCCCAGAAGACCCCUUCUCAAAAGAAGUCUAAAUUGGCAAAGAAAACUGACGUGGAGGAAAAACUUGUCGCUACUCCAGCGAAGAAGACUCCAGCGAAGAAGACUCCAGCGAAGAAGACUCCAGCUAAGGAGAUUCCGGCUAAGAAGACUCCAGCUAAGGAGAUUCCGGCUAAGGAGACUCCAGCUAAGGAAACUCCGGCUAAGAAGACUCCAUCACAACCUGCAAAAGAAGCUUCUCAUAAAAAAUCAAAGACUUCUGUCGAAAAACAAUCAAAGAAGAAGGCGGUUGUAGAAGACUCUGAUUCUGAUGUUGAUCCCGAACUUCUUAUCCAAGAAGUGUUGAACGGUAGUCGUUUUGCUUUCUCUCCAGAUUCGACUACUAUAGAAAAACCAGUAAAACAGAAGAAAACUCCAAUGUCAAAAACUAAACUAGUCGAUUCAGAAAAGAAAUCACAGACAGCACAGAAACCCCCGAUUUCUACGCCAGUAUCUUUGCCAGUUAAGGAAACUAAAACUGCCACAUCAGUUAAAAAGAACGCGAAGGAAUCAUCGUCCGGGAAGAGUUUGAAAGCUCUGUCGUCCGAGAAGAAUCAAGAAACAGCUGAAAUGAACCAAGAAGUGCUCUCCACGAAGAAAACUCCAUCAUCAAAGAAGACGUCAAAAAUUGCGCCAGCACCAGAAAACGCUUUGAAUGUUUCCUUGAAAGAGAAGAAAAUUAAAAUUGAGCCAUCAAGGAAAAGAUCUAAGUCGAAAAAAGAUGCGGACAAAGAGGCGGACUCUGAACAUGAGGAAAUGGUUGCUGAGAUUUUGAAAUCCGUACAAAUGACUGACAAAAAGUCGAAAAGCAAAACUAAGAAAUCUGCAAACUCGUAAAAUUCAGAUAACUUCUAGCAAAAUUACCACUUCAACGCGCCAUUUAUAAUUUUUUCUGUCAGAAGACUAAUCACAAUUUAAUUUCCAUUUUCAUUUUUCAUCAUUUUUCAAAUUCCCCGUGUAAGCUUUCGAAGUUAGAAAAAACAAUAAAGACAGUUUAUUUCGUGAAA
Molecule: messenger RNA, 2484 nt
Organism: Daphnia pulicaria
Lineage: Eukaryota; Metazoa; Arthropoda; Branchiopoda; Diplostraca; Daphniidae
Product: nucleolar protein dao-5-like
Exons: 4
Coding region: 47-2314 (755 amino acids)
Biological process (GO): DNA-templated transcription initiation
Cellular component (GO): RNA polymerase I complex
Source: RefSeq, a predicted model, not a curated record